Messenger RNA from Microthlaspi erraticum, 705 nucleotides. NCBI's taxonomy places the organism in Eukaryota, Viridiplantae, Streptophyta, Magnoliopsida, Brassicales, Brassicaceae. The record is from the annotation of a GenBank genome assembly.
AUGUCGCCGGAGCUUGUGGUGGAUAUGGUUUUGGACUAUGGUGCAGAUGUGUGGUCUUUUGGCUGUACGGUGCUUGAGAUGUUGACUGGAGAACCGGUUUGGGGAGAGUAUGGUGAUGAUAUUGAUUGGGAAGAUUGGAUUAGUCUUGUUAGUGAGAGCGGCUCUGUUCCUUACGUUCCUGGUUCGUUGUCCCAAGGAGCUAAGGAUUUUCUCUCAAAGUGUUUGGUGAGAGAUCCUGCCCAAAGGUGGACUGUUGAGGAGUUGCUCAAGCAUCCGUUUCUUGUUCAUUGGACUAGCGGAAUCUCUGGGGACGAGGAGGAAGAAGGAAUAUAUGAAGAUGUAGUAGAAGAAGAAGUUAAAGAAGUAGAGGUAGAAGAAGAAGAAGAACGAAGAAGAAGAAUAAGAAGAAGAAGAGAAGAAGAAGAAGAAGAAAUAGGAGUUGCAGAUGAAGAAGAAGCACAUGAACCAUAUCUAAAUCAUCAAGAAGAAGAAGAAGAAGAAGAAGAAGAGGAAGAGGAAGAAGAAUAUGAAGAUGCAGAAGCAGCAGAAGAAGCAGCAAAUUUAGCAUAUUUGGAAUAUGGAGAUCCAGAAGUAGAAGAAUAUUUAGCGAAUUUACAGUAUGGAGGUGCAUUUGAGGAACAGGAACAGGCAACUGAAAUUGAUGAAGAGUACCCUAAAGAGGAGGAUUCGGAUGAAGAUAUGUAA